CCAGACAGCCUGCCUCUCUGAACUGAGCUGACAGCAUGAAGGCUCUCCCAGCUCUGCCUCUGCUGCUGCUGCUGCUCUCUACACCUCCCUGUGCCCCCCAGGCCUCCGGGAUCCGGGGAGAUGCUCUGGAGAAGGCCUGCCUUCCGCAGCCCCUGGACUGUGAUGAUAUCUACGCUCAGGGCUACCAGGCAGAUGGCGUGUACCUCAUCUACCCCUCUGGCCCCAGUGUGCCAGUGCCUGUCUUUUGUGACAUGACAACUGAGGGUGGCAAGUGGACGGUUUUCCAGAAAAGAUUCAACGGCUCAGUGAGUUUCUUCCGGGGUUGGAACGACUACAAGCUGGGCUUUGGCCGUGCUGACGGGGAGUACUGGCUGGGUAAGGUGGGGCCACGGGGUAGGGGCUGCCCCUCAGCCAAGUCUUUGCUGACCAGCCUCUCCCCUCCCCUAGGGCUGCAGAACCUGCACCUCCUGACACUGAAGCAGAAGUAUGAGCUGAGGGUGGACUUGGAAGAUUUUGAGAACAACACAGCCUAUGCCAAGUAUAUUGACUUCUCCAUCUCCCCCAACGCAGUCAGCGCUGAGGAGGAUGGCUAUUCCCUCUAUGUGGCUGGCUUUGAGGAUGGCGGGGCAGGCGACUCCCUGUCCUACCACAGUGGCCAGAAGUUCUCCACCUUCGACCGAGACCAGGACCUCUUCGUGCAGAACUGUGCAGCCCUCUCCUCAGGGGCCUUCUGGUUCAGAAGCUGCCAUUUUGCCAAUCUCAAUGGCUUCUACCUGGGUGGCUCCCACCUCUCUUAUGCCAACGGCAUCAACUGGGCCCAGUGGAAAGGCUUCUACUACUCCCUCAAGCGCACUGAGAUGAAAAUUCGUCGGGCCUGAGGGGCUGGCCCAGGCAGGCCCUAUCUCUCCCCUGGAAGACCCAAGUCUCCAUGCUGUACCCAUAAGACACUGCUUCUACUGCUUUCUGAGCACCAGCAAUGCCCUGGCAAAUCCCUGUCCCAUGUCUGGGGUAACCAUUCCUAAGUCAGGCCCUGCUUGCCUUUCUGAGGCUAGGCUGUCAGCAGGCCUUUCUGUGGCCCAGCCAUUCCAGCCUGGUCUAGCAGAACUCUACAAAAACUCCAACUUGCUCCUACUCCCUCCAGACAGCCGAAAGCUGUAAGCUACCUGCUGGCUGGCAGCGGGCACACUCCUUCGCGCUCCACCUCAGGCUGUCUCUUUACUGAGACCCACCUGUUUGGGGCUACUCUAGACAGAGUAAGGCAGCACCUAUGGCACUCGCCAGCCAGCGCUCCACCAUCACACUUCCCACUCCCGGUCUCCCCCUCUCCAACUUACUCCCUUAGUUAGAGUGAGCACCAUGGAGCCCAACCCCACUUGCUGCCUAGUUCUUCAAAGUUCGAUGCCAAAACAAUAUUCACCACAGCAACAACUCACCAACCCUGAAGUAGCCACUGGCAAGAUGGCAUGUUAACUAGGUCCCGUUUGCCCAGCGAUUGUCAUGAAAGGCAGCAAAGAACAAUCUGUGGGAGUGGGAGUGGGAGGGAAGUGGAGGUCUCAAUAAACCUUCAGGAUCUGAUGGAC
Molecule: messenger RNA, 1580 nt
Organism: Microtus ochrogaster (prairie vole)
Lineage: Eukaryota; Metazoa; Chordata; Mammalia; Rodentia; Cricetidae
Gene: Mfap4
Product: microfibril associated protein 4
Biological process (GO): elastic fiber assembly
Source: RefSeq, a predicted model, not a curated record